CAAGGUGCAGGUGACACUGGCAGGAUCCGACAAUGCCCAGGAAGCAGAGACUGAAGAAAAUGUGAUGCAGCAACCACCACAGCAGCAGCAUACAACUCAACAAAAGCCACCAACAGCAAAGUCAGCCCAAGGAACUGCAAGGCACAAAAAGAAGAAAUAACAUUUACUCAUUGGUCCAUUGCCAUACACACUGGCUCCAGUGUAUAAAUUGGCAUUCAUCAACAAAGGCUGAAAGUGUGUUUAUAAGAACUUGUGGUGUUUCCUUCUUUUGGAGCUGUGGAUGCACAGGUGCUAAAUUGUUUCUGAAAAUCCAGUGAAAUUGCUGGGGCAGAAACAGCUGGAUUAGGAGGAGAACAUCAUAAAUAACUGAACAGCACUGCUGUGUCUGUGGAGCAUCAGAAAUUGCACAGAUGGCACUGAACUCUUCAGUUUAAAAAUCAUCAAGCUAUAACACAGGGUGUACCUUUAUACAGUGCCUACAAGCUCACAGGUCCAAAAAUUUUGAUUCCAUUAAGAACAAAGAUUAUUAUAUUGAUAAGUUCAGAUUUUUUGUAGAACAUUAAGCUAAACAGUUGGAAAAUGAAAAAUUGGUGAAAGCAGUUACUAUACAACAAAUGAGCAGAAAAAUAAAUGCAAGAAAAAUUUAUAUUCAUUGUAUUUAAGUGGAAGAUAAAUUCAUUCUCUCUCUCUCUCUCUCUCUCUCUCUCUCUCAUUCACACACACACACACACACACACACACACACACACACACACACACACGUGUUCUCCAAUAUCAGCUUUGAUCCUGCAAAAAGGCUAUUUUGUACAUCUACAAAACUGUUCUAAUUGCCAAUAAUUCUCCUUUAAUGCUAAAAUAAAUAAAUCUUAAAUACAUAACCAUCCUUGCAGGAACAGUGUUUAUAGCCCAAAACAUCAAAAGAUCUUAUUCCUCUUACUUUGGAGAAUUUUUUCUCUUUCUCAGAGACUUUUCCUCAUCAUGCUUGUAGCUCAUGCAUGUCCUUGAUGCACUGUGAUACUUUUACAUUGUUUCUUGUGUUGACAUAUAACAUUUAUUGGCAGAUUUUUUUGCAGCCCUGAGUACCUGUUUGAACCAGUUAUUUCAAGUGGCCUUGAUCAGAAGGUGAAUUUAUUCUGCACUAGUUGGUACCUUCUUUUAAGAUUAAUUUUUCUUUCGCACUAGAUAUUUUACUUCAAGACACAAUAUUCCCGCAAAAAAAAAUUUUCAAAGUAGAAAAAGUCUAUAUGCUUCCUUCCAGCAUGUGACCUUUCACAUUUGUCUAAACUUGGCAUUGUAAUAGUAAUCAUUAUUGUUCAAAAUUUUCUGACUAUAAAAUGAAAAUAAUGCUGGAAUAAAGAUGUUUUGCACUGUGUAAUUAGUUACAGAUUUUAGGAGCAGCAAGUCACUGCUUACAUUUAGUGUUUUGCAUUUGGCUUUUGACUGAGACAGUUCUUUCCCAGAAGCUAAAUGAUAAAUAUGGCUACUCUAUCACACAAUCAUCUUUUGAGAGGAAAAAAAUGUGUUCAAGAGGGAAAUUAACCAUUCAUACUGCUCACUGUGUUCUACCAAUUGCUUGUAGUGUAAUGGUCUGAGACCAGAUUUCUUAUAAUUGUGUUGGUUAUAUCAGAGAUAUUCCAAUAUUUUAAGGAUAAAAUUAAUAUUUACAGUACAAACUAAAAUAUACUUCCAAUAUCUGUAUUUAUGUCCAGCAGGAAGUGCAAGUGUACAAUUACAUACAUGCUUUGCUUGAACUUUUAUGUUGUGACAUUAGAAGAAGUUAAUGACUGCUCGUAAUGAAAAAAUAAAGAAUGACUCCACAGACAUACCAGCAGCAGACUCAAUGAACUGAAAAAAAAAACACAAAACACCAAAAGACAACAGGGAUUUUAUCUGUAUGUACUGAAUUAAGAAUAUCUUAUUUGUUAUACUGCACUAAGUGAUAUUAUGCUAUGAAUUUGCACAGUCUUCCCUCCUAAAAUAGGAAUUAUCUCUUGCCUAAAUGUAGCUGAAUUCAUUAAAGGGUUUUCUCUAUGUUUCUGUACUAAUAAUUCCAUGUCAACCAUGUUUCCAUUCAGUGAAUUUAAAAUAUGUAUGCCUAACACAAGUGUUUCUGGAGUUUUACAAUGAAUAUAUUUGUUGUUAUUGAUUGUGAACUGUGGUACAAUGAUGCUGAACAUGAAGCAUAUUAUAGCAUUUCUAAUAUUUCUUGUAACAUGACU
Schistocerca piceifrons (Central American locust) is the source of this 2219-nucleotide messenger RNA. RefSeq lists its product as uncharacterized. NCBI's taxonomy places the organism in Eukaryota, Metazoa, Arthropoda, Insecta, Orthoptera, Acrididae. The record is from RefSeq and is a predicted model, not a curated record.